Messenger RNA from Rotaria sordida, 590 nucleotides. Lineage: Eukaryota; Metazoa; Rotifera; Eurotatoria; Philodinida; Philodinidae. The record is from the annotation of a GenBank genome assembly.
ACAUAAGAAGUGAGCGCCAAUACAAUUUAUGAGAUUAUUACUGAAUCGAUGUAAUCGAUCAUCUCUCGUGUUAUUAUCUUAUUAGUGUUUAGUUAAAAACAAUUUUUCCUUUUUGUUUCAGAAAGCAACCGUCACGUACAAUAAUUGAUGUAGUCGAUCAUAAUUCAGAGGAUAAUGAUACAUCAUCAGAUUUUGAUGAUCUUGAUAUACCUGAAGAAUUGGAAGAUGAUGAAAAUAAUUUAACAUUUGGCAAUGCAGCUGAUAAUGAUGAAGAAUUAAUCAAUGUUGUUGAUGACGAUAAUGAAGAUAAUGUUAGUUAUGUCGAUGAAAAUGAUAAUUCAGAUGACAAUGAAGAAAAUGAUGAUUAUCAAUCAAUUGAUCUUCAAGAUAUUCGUGCUUCAAUUCGGAAAUUAAUUGAUCGAAUGCGUGUUUUUAUUAACAACAUUAAUUCUACACGUGCUGUUACCGAUUAUGUACAACAGCGAGAAAAAAUCCAUGAUCCACCAAUUACAGCUGCACUUAUAACAGAUAUCGAAAUUCGUUGGAAUACAACCUUCAUCAUGGCAUAUGUUUAUGAAUAUAAUCUUUGA